AUGACAGGAUCGUCAUCGCUGAAGAUGGAAAUGCACUUGGGGCCAGCCGAGGUCGUCGGCGGGCGGCGGUGGCCAGAGCAGUCGGAGGCGGAGCGGUACAUCGGCAUCGACAUCGACAUCGACAUCGACGUCGACAUCGACAUCGACAUCGACAUCGGCAUCGACAUCGGCCUUGACUGUACAUUGCCCGAUGUUGGCGGGUCUGGCGGUGCGCUGACAAGUGGUGUGCUCAUUGCAUACAAGACGAGCGGGCGGACGAUGCGGAUGAAGGUGGUCGCUGCGGGUGAGGGCGGGCCGGACAUCGGGAGUGUCGAACUCCACUUUCCGCCGACGCUCAAGCCAGCACAGAUCCUCCUCCGCUCGCCGCCGUUCAAGUACUCGCGCAAGCUCGAGGGAGAGGUCCAUGUGACGGUGGUGAUCACGCCUGCACGCGGCGAGGCCAGUGCCGGGCUGGCGCCAAUCUCGACUACGCUGGUGUUGCAGCCGAGCGAACCGCCGGUCUCGCGCAAGAUAGAGGUCGCGUGGGACACUGCUGCGCCGUCGGGCUACAACAGCGGGAGCAGCGCAAGCGCAGCGCACACCGCGCCGGUCGGCUGGGCGUGCCGCAGAUGCACCUUUGUCAACUCUGUCGGCGCGGCAAUGUGCGAGGCGUGCGGCGAAGUGAGGGUGAAGCGGCCGGACGGCGGCACGCCGGGCACGCCGAUCUCGCCGCUCGACACGCGGCGUGCCUUUCCAUCAGAGAGCUCGCUGGCAUCAGCAGAGUCGGCCAUUUCGUUAGCGGAUCUCGCGGAUGGGUGGGUGCCGACGACGUCGGCCGAGGAGGUGCUGGCCGGCGACGUGGCUGAGGCCGAGUCGCGGCUGAUGGCCAUCCUUGAAGCUGGGCUUGCUCCGUUUGCCGACGCCGACUUUCCGCCGACAGACGUCUCACUCUACGGGGGCAACAUGACCGAGGCGCUCAAGGCGGUUGAUGGACGCGAGAAGAUGUGGGCGCGGCCGCAGCACAUCCGGCGGGCAGGGCGGCAGGGAUGGCGACUGUUCGCAUCGGGACUAGGCGCAGCGUCGUCGCAGGACAUCGAGCAGGGCGCGCUGGGCGACUGCUGGUUCCUCUCUGCGCUGGCGCUUGUUGCUGAGCGGCCGGGCUUGCUCGAGCGCAUUGUGCUCACGCCCGAGCUCAAUUCCGAGGGCGUGUACUCGUUCCGGUUCUGCAAGGACGGCGAGUGGCGGGUGGUGACGGUCGACGACUGGCUGCCGGUCGAUGCCAACUCGGGCCGGCUGGUGUACUCGCAGGCGGCGCGGAACCAGCUCUGGGUCCCACUUGUAGAAAAGGCGUACGCCAAGCUCCACGGCAGCUACCGCGCGAUUGCUGGCGGCGUCUCGACGGAAGCGCUACAGGAUCUGACCGGCGCACCGACGCUCCGAGUCUCGCUGGAGACGACGUCGGCGUCGGCACCCGACGAGCUCUCUGCGGAAGAUCCGGAGCUCCUGUGGGGUCAGCUGCUCUCGUGGCACGAGUCGGGCUACCUGGUGGCGCUCUCGUGCGGGCGGCACGGGCUGAGCAGCGAGGUGUAUCAAAGUGUCGGACUCAACGACAACCAUGCGUACUCGUUGCUCCAGCUGCGGUCUGUUGGCUCGCUGUGGCUGAUGCAGAUCCGCAACCCGUGGGGCGGGAGCGGGCGGGCGAGCGAGUGGCGCGGCGACUGGAGCGACCACUCGGCGCUGUGGACAGCAGAGAUGCGGCGCGAGCUCGAGGUGUACUCGGAGGCGUCGGAGGACGGCAUCUUCUGGAUGUCGUUUGAUGACUUUCUGCGGUACUUUGGCGCGGUCUCGGUCUGCAUGCUCAACAGCGCGUGGCACGAGUAUCGAGUCCCGCUCGCCACCAAUGAGCUGGUGGCCGCUCCGUGGACGGCGUCAGCCUUUGAAGUGACAGUUGCGGCGCCGACCUGGGUGGCGUUGGAGAUCCUGCAAGCGUCGGACCGCCAAUUUGAUGAGGCGACGGCGUACGCAUACAUUGCCAUCGGCGUGCUGGUGGCCAAGCGGCGCGGGCCCGGGCUGUAUACCGUGGUAGGGAGCGUGUCGCCGCUGGCGCGGCGGUCGCGAACCAUGGACGUCCUGCUCGACGAUCCCAGCGCCGAGUACGUGGUCCUCCCGAUGGCGCCCGAUCUGAGCGGGCGGACCAAACUGACGCUCGCUCUCUCGUCGGCGCACCCGGUUGUCAUCCGUGAGGCCGAGACCAACGCCAACGUGGCGCGGCGGGUGGUGGCCGACCUCGUCGCCCGCCGCGGCUCGCCGGCCGACUACGGCGAGGGCAUGACGCUGUGGACGUACGUCUUUGGCGCCAUGUUUUUUAUUCUCGUCAUCAACGGCACCCGCGGCAAGUCGAUCGACAUUGCUGUCGACGCCUCGGCCUCGACCAACAUGCUCUCGCUCCGGGCUGGCUCGAUGAACAGCUCGGACACGCUCGGCCCGCAGACUCGCAUGAUUGUCAUGGCUGGCACCACCAUCGAGGCGUACACCUCGUGGGCCGCCGCGUACGCCACCCGCUACACCACUCGGCGACUGCGGGGAUUGGCAGCCGCAGCCACCCGCCACGAGCCGUCCGAGAGCCACGAUGGGCUCUUUGCCGAGAUCCAUGACGUCGAGUAA
Thecamonas trahens ATCC 50062 is the source of this 2643-nucleotide messenger RNA. Its product is annotated as calpain-15. Gene Ontology annotation, cellular component: cytoplasm. The record is from RefSeq and is a predicted model, not a curated record. Gene Ontology annotation, molecular function: calcium-dependent cysteine-type endopeptidase activity. Gene Ontology annotation, biological process: proteolysis. NCBI's taxonomy places the organism in Eukaryota, Apusomonadida, Apusomonadidae. Bases 1 to 2643 code for a protein of 880 amino acids. The transcript has 4 exons.